AUGAACAAGUAUGCGAGGCAAAUGAUGUUUGGAGCUCAACACUCUUCCUCAUUAAGAUCGUCAACUUCCAUUCCAAAAUUCUUUCUGUCACUUGAUGAUAUUUGCUUGGGCGAAGAAACUGCUGUGGAAGCAUCACAUGAAGUCAAUGAAGAACUCAAUGGUGACAAUGCACAUAACCUCAACGAAGAUGACAUUGUUCCAAAAGUCCAUAUGUGUUUUGAGAUGUUGGAGGCUGUGAAAGUUUUUUACAGAAAUUAUGCUAUCAACAUUGGCUUUGGUGUUAGGAUCAGAAGUUCUCUACGCGGAGCAGACAAUGAAAUCAACUACAUAAAGUUAGUAUGUUCUCGUGAAGGAAAUUAUGUGUCAGUCAUUCCCCCAGAAUUGAAGACCGUGCCAAGCGAAAAAAAGCAAUGCAAAGCAAGUAUAACUGUUGGGAAGAAGGAAGGGAAAUGGUACAUAAGAAGUGUUGUCACUGAACAUAGUCAUGACACUAGUCCAAAGAAGUUAAGGCUAAUACGUGGCAACUGUAAAGUAAAUAUGCAUGCCAGGCAAACAUCUGACAUUAACGACGAAGCCAGUGUUAGGAUCAACAAAAGUUUUCAAUCGCUAGUUUGUGAAGCCGGUGGAUAUGAUAACAUAAGUUUCAUUGAGCGGGAUGUUCGCAACUACAUUGGUAAACAAAGAAGGUCAUUGUGCAAGGAUGGGGAUGGACAAGCGUUGCUUCGACACUUCCCACAAAUGAGAGAAUUGAACAGCGACUUUUUUUUCGAUAUAGACAUGGACAAAAACAACAGAAUAUGCAAUGUUUUUUGGGCCGAUGCAAGAAGUCGAGCAGCAUGUCAAGAUUUUGGUGAUGUGGUGUCAUUUGACACGACCUACUUAACCAACAAAUACGACAUGCCAUUUGCGCCUUUUGUGGGAGUAAAUCACCAUGGGCAGUCUAUUUUGUUAGGUUGCGUUCUUGUAUCUACUGAGGACACAAUUACGUUUGUCUGGCUUUUUCAGUGUUGGCGUCGAUGCGUGUCCAACGUCGAACUUGAUGAUAUCGUUACUGAAAGGAAAUGA
This is a messenger RNA of Vigna unguiculata (cowpea), 1065 nucleotides long. The record is from RefSeq and is a predicted model, not a curated record. Lineage: Eukaryota; Viridiplantae; Streptophyta; Magnoliopsida; Fabales; Fabaceae.